Messenger RNA from Amyelois transitella, 6585 nucleotides. RefSeq names its product RE1-silencing transcription factor. Gene Ontology annotation, cellular component: nucleus. NCBI's taxonomy places the organism in Eukaryota, Metazoa, Arthropoda, Insecta, Lepidoptera, Pyralidae. The transcript is spliced from 6 exons. Gene Ontology annotation, molecular function: RNA polymerase II cis-regulatory region sequence-specific DNA binding; DNA-binding transcription activator activity, RNA polymerase II-specific. Gene Ontology annotation, biological process: regulation of transcription by RNA polymerase II. The record is from RefSeq and is a predicted model, not a curated record. The coding region runs from base 451 to 4362 and encodes 1303 amino acids.
UACACCUUGAGCUGGACAAUCUGUAUCACGCAGGCGAAACGACUCUCUAUAGACAUCUCCCUCGCACGAGUAUACUGAAGACGCGCGCUCUCAUUCUAUCCGCGCACCCAGCCGUCGACCAAUGGCGGCCAUAUCUUGCUCCCCCGAGAGCAGGCGACAGUGCGUGCUCUGCUCUGCUCUCAUCACAACGAGACCAAAUCUCAAAGCGAGAGGUUGUCGCGCUCGCCCCGCAUUUCGGAUGCGGCGCGAAUAUUAUCUUAGUUUAAUUAAAUAGUGCCUUAAUUUUAGUGUUAAGACUGUUACUCUGUGCUCAAAUUUUUUUUAUUACGUGACAAGUGAGAGACUGGGUGCCCGUUGUGAUUCUGGACAUUUUUCAAUUAUUUCGCACGACAGCUGAUAGCGCAUAAAUUAUUCACGAUUGGGCGCAAGCGCGGCCGACCGUCGCGGGCCAUGCAGGGAGCCGCUGCCGCCCCCGCACCUCCUGCGGCCGAGCCACCCUCUUCGCAACAAAUCAAAACAGAGGAGGUCAUCACCCAAGCAAAAAUAGACGCGGAUGAAAUGGACAGCAUGGUGGAGAAACAAGAUGUAAGAGCGACAAGGACGACUAGUAUAGACAGUGAUAACCGCUCAGAUAGAAGCGAAGAACAAGACUUGAGAAGAUCCCGCAAGAGGGCAGCAUCUACCUCCCCCUCUCCUCUACCCCUAGACAAGAGAAUCACCAGAUUUGAAUGCCCCAAAUGCAUGCAGCGGUUUGAUUCCGCAAACGCUUUUGACGUCCAUAGAUUUACUGUUCAUGCUGACGAUUCAAGAACAGGCUUCGACGAUCUUACUUUUGUUGACUUUUCAAGCAAAAAGUUCCCUGAAAUAGCCCGAGGAGUUUGCGAGCGCAAUCCCCACAUAUCAAUCACUGAACAGCGAUUCAGGUGCGAUCUCUGCUCCCGAGAUUUUCCCUGCGGUCAAGCUUUAGACAUACACAGGAAAACAUGCGCAAGCGCAACACGGAUUCAAAGUCCAGAGCGAGAUAGAAGGGAAGACUUCUUUGCUAAAUUAGACCUCAGAAACCGUUCAUUUGGAAUACCUGGCACAUUAACACCUCCGAUGGAUAGAUUUACCCCAAAGUUUGAUGAUGGGCACCUAACAAAUGGAAUCAGACACAUAGAUGCUGCCAGAGAUCUAGCUGAUAUACAAUCGAUUUUGAACGUGACAUCAGCAGGAAGUCUUUUGGAGAGAUUAACUGGCACGAGAGUAGGCCUUGAAAGUGCUGUGUUGACGCCACCUGAUACUAUAGCCAAAGAACGGGAGCAAGAAGAAACACAGGACAAUUUUGCCGCAGAAUUCAGACGCAUGAAACUGCGUGGCGAAUUUCCCUGUCGAUUAUGUCCCGCCAAAUUUCCAAAUCUUAGAGCCCUGAAAGGACAUAAUAGAGUUCACCUCAGUGGGACUGGGCCAGGCCCAUACCAAUGUAACAUGUGUCCACAUGCAUCUUUAGACAAAGCAGCUUUAGUGCGUCAUAUGCGAACACAUAACGGAGAUCGUCCAUAUGAGUGUGCAGUUUGUAAUUACGCAUUUACAACCAAGGCUAACUGUGAAAGGCAUUUACGAAAUCGUCAUGCUAAAGUUACUAGGGAAGAUGUCAAACGCUCAAUAAUCUAUCAUCCUUCAGAAGAUCCUAAUAAUGAUGAAGUAAACUCAAAACUUGCUCGUGAUGAGGUUAAAAGAUCUCUCGCUUUCCACACCCCAGAAAUAGAAAGGCGUAAUGAAAAUACAGGUCGUGAUACACCCGUCACCCAUUUUACACCCACCUUCAUUACCGAUAGACACCCUGUUUCAGCAUUAUUGGCUAAACCGUUGCAAGAUCCCACCACAACCCCAAGGGAAAGUGAACAACCCAUGCCUAGAAUAAAAGUUAAAGGCAUCGGCCAAUUAACUCAGAUUCCUGAAUUCAGGCCAGCAGACCUAUCUUCCUAUAAAAUGAAUGAUUCUGACACUUACGAGGAAGAUGUUCCAGUUGAUCUUAGCACCAAUGAUAGUUGCGAUGUUCUUGAUCUCAGUAAGAAAAAAAGAGACGUCGAUAACGAUGAACCUAAGGCCCCACCGAGACCAUCUUUUGAACCUGACCCAGCUACUUUUGCCGCUUCGGCGUUUGAGAAAACCCGACUAUUACUUGCUCAACAAAGAAUUCUUGAAAAUACCUUACCUAAAAUCGAUCCUGCAUAUUAUGCUACUCAACUUUCACAGUUGUAUGCAGGCACAGUACCCGGACUACCCGGCCUACCUUUGCCGCCGUCAUUUCCUAUCAAUCCUUACUUUCUUCAACCAUCUUUUUUUCCAAGUCCCACUGACUCCCAAGAACUUGUGGAAAUAAAACAACGUAUACAGAAAGAAAUAAUUCGAGGUUUGAGCAUGUCAGGUGGAAGACUUGUCGCCAAUGAACAAGACGUUCAGCCAAAACAAGAACCUGAAGAGGAAGAGCCAAAGCCACUGCCUCUAGCUCGGUCGCCGUCUCCAUCUCCACAAUCUGAAUCUCCGAGACCACUCAGUAACAACAUUGUACCACAAACUGAUUCCGUUAAGAUGGUUAUAAAAAACGGGGUGCUAAUGCCCAAACAAAAACAGAGGAGAUAUCGAACUGAAAGACCAUUCUCAUGUUCUCAAUGCUCAGCACGUUUCACUCUCCGAUCAAACAUGGAACGCCAUGUGAAACAGCAGCAUCCGCAGCAUUGGAGUGUGAGAAGACCCGCUCCAAGGGCUCCUCCUCCGUAUCCCAAUACCGACACUUUAGCUGAUCGAGUUAAAUACGCUCUUUUGGCCCGCCAUCUUGAACGCCCAUUGCAGCAACCUGACCGGUCGCCAAUACGCAGAGAUUCUGAUGAAGUUGCAGAUAAUGAAGAAGAUGAAGACGAUACUUUAGUUAUUGACGAAGAACCUGAUACAGAUUCCAAGCCAGAUGAGCGUUCCGCCGCACAUCGGGCUGCUGCCGAAAUUUUAAUGGCGACCCGUCAACAAGAACUUAAUAAGGACUUCGAUGUUAAAAUUGCUGGAAAUUUAAUAAACAAACCUAUUUCCCUAGUCACUGAAAAGUCUGAUGCUGAGAUUGAACCCAAUCAAGUUCCGGAUUCUUUGCCUGUUCCCGUUCUACCUGCUCGCAGUGAUGAAGAAGAAGAUGAGGAGGGUUUGGUUGCUUCAACUAGUGAAGGCAAUAACUCUGGGAGCGAUGAAAAUAAAUCCGACGCCGACAAUGGAACUCAACCACCAAAAAAGAAAUCGGCAUACAGCUUAGCUCCCAACCGAGUAUCGUGCCCGUAUUGCCACAGAAAAUUCCCAUGGUCCUCUUCCCUUCGACGCCACGUCCUCACCCACACUGGCCAGAAACCAUUCAAAUGCCCGCACUGCCCUCUGCUCUUUACCACAAAGUCAAAUUGCGACCGUCAUCUCUUACGAAAACAUGGCGGUUCUGCAAGAGCCAUAUUAGCUGAGCCCAUACCCGAAACAGUAUCCCCGCCGCAACCAGUAAACGAUACAAGAGCUGUACCAGAGCGACCAUUUAAAUGCGCUUCGUGUCCAACGAGCACCUUUUCCUCAUUGGAAACCUUGAAGAAACACAUGUCAGCUCGCCAUGGGACGGGAGAUUCGCAACCGGGAUCGCCGAAUCCCGAAGUGAAUGAUGAGAAUGCAGAUGGAUUGGUCUUUAAAUGCCAUCUUUGUGAAGGAUCUUUCGGCGAUCGAAGUGGAGCAUUGGGACAUUUGGCAUCAGCGCAUGCGACUGAAUAUGAGCAGCUGGUCAGCAAAGGAGCACUUGAUGCGGCCAGUGAUCGGAGCGAAAGUGCCGAUGAUGACGAAAGGGGCAAAUUUCCAGAUCAUGCCAAUAGAAAGGUUGUGUGCGCAUUUUGCGUCCGCCGCUUCUGGUCAGCCGAAGAUCUUCGCAGACACAUGCGGACUCAUUCUGGUGAACGGCCGUUCGCGUGUGAUCUCUGCCGGAGAAGAUUUACCCUAAAACACAGCAUGCUCCGGCAUCGGAAGAAGCAUAGAGACGACGCUACUGAUGAUGAGGAACCGUCGCCACCUAACACGCCUAUUGAAGGAGAAAACCUUACCAACGGAUAUCACUAUCGCGAUGACGACGGAUCAGGCAACGAGAUUCCGAACAACGUCAACAACAACAACUCUCCUCCAGCAGCGCCAUUUGGCAAAAAUCUCAAACUAGACAUGACUUCACGUAAGUAUUCAUCGGAGGCCGAAAAUGACGGCGAAAAUGGAAGCGACUUGAUCGGAAAACUCUUGGGUAUCCCUGACAAGACCAUCAUCAAUAAGUUGCUUUCCUCAGCGGACGAAGCGGCAAAAUUCCUUGGAGUAAACAAAUGAGAGUACGCUUUAGUUCUCGUGACGCCGGCUAGACUGAUCCUAGCCCCGCGAGGACUAAAAUCACUGCAAACAACGUCAACGAAUGCGAGCGCAAAUACUUCUACAACGCCAUCUGUCAACGAGUAGAUUAUUUAUUUUACGCGCGAAAGAGCGCCAUUUAUAAUAAGUUUUGUAAAUUACUGAUAUAUUUAUAUGAAAUAACUAGGUGCCUUUAGCUGCCUUAAGUUUAAAGUACGAACCGUCCUAUUCUGCCUUAGCGUAAUAUAAAUGCUUAUAAGUGGGUUGAGAGCUACGAAAUUUUCUGUAGUGCCAGUUUACGAAAGUACAUUUUUGUCAUUAGCUAGUAAGUAGUGUAACUGUCAUACAUUUUAUUCUUUAAUUAGCGUUUACGUAAUCAUUAGAGCGCCAGUUUUAGCACGAACCAAAAAUCUUAGAGCUAUCUAAUUACAUGCAUUUUCCAUCUAGUCGUGUUUACUAUUUUCAUUUCGUUCAUCCUCAGUAUCACCAAACUUACUUAAUUUUCACAUAGGUAAUUAAUAUUACAGUUCAGCCAAAAACAUUUUAUUGCAAACCCAAAAUUAUCUAGUCAAUUCUUUACGAUUUCUUUGAUUGAUUUAAAUAAGAUUUAAUACCAAAAUAUUAAUAAUUAGACGGUAGGUAAGAUAGGAAAUAAGUUUAUUACCCAAUAUAACAUUGAUAUGAUAUAAAAAUAAACCUCAUGAUAGCCUAGCAAUGAAUUAAUAUAAGCAUUAAUUUGUAUCACUAGAAAAAUCGUAAACAAAAUGGUGAAGUACUUCUUCGACAUACUUAGAUCGAUACUAUUUUCUAACGCUAUUUGUGAAAGAAUAAGUAAGUACCAAUUUUUUUUCUCAUUCUGUAUUUCUCGGAUUUCAAGCCUGCUAUUCUUGGGUGUCUUAAUUUACAUUAUGUUCAUUUUUCUUGUUCUUGUUCUUGUUCUUAAUGAAAUAACUGACUUUCAUAUAAUUUUAGUUGCUCAAAUUGAUUGCAUUUCUUUUAAGCACAGUGUAAAAAAUUAACGUUGGUUUAAACAGUAAGGAUCUCUUUAUAUUAUUUAUGUGUAUAUAAUGUAGGAAUAUAAUAACACUUAUUUUACACCUAAUAAAUACGUCGGUGGAUGUUCAUUUACCAUUUCGGUUAUUGUAAGAAAAAGAAAAUAUUUUGUUUUUUGCUGGGUUUUAUCAAACUAGGGUUUUUAUGUUAAUCUAUUUCUAUAUGCAGCAAUUUUAUGUUAUCUGGGUUAAACCCUUAGUUAUCUUAUAAGGAUACGAGUCUCCUGAUGUGGGAACUAAAGAAUCAUACGCUAGAAUGAACCUAAGUGCGAAUAAUGCUUUGUAAAUAUCAAUUGCUGAAAGUUAAUACCAAAUAUAACCUUGAUAUACAUACUAUAAAAAAUUAAUUCUUAUAUGUACGUACAUUUCAAAAAGAUAGUUUAAGUAAUUUUCUGCAACCUAAAAAAUAUACCUAAUGUAUGCGACGAUGUUAAGAAUAUAAUAUGAAAAAGUAAUAAAUAAUUCAUAAUAUUGAGACAAGCUCUCGAGUAUUUCGAAAUUUUAUAUUUGAGUAAAAUGUUUUCACAAAUUGUAUCAAUAAUAAAAAUUAUUAUCUAUGAAGCAAUAUAUCUUAGAAUUAUAGAUUGUGUAAGUAUUUUUAAAUAUCUAUCUUAAAACUUAAAAUUAGAUGAUAAAUGAUUAUAAUGUAUUAUUUGUUAAAUGGAAAGUCCCGCUUUAUGUCAAUUAUAGUUAUAAAUUUUGAAAAUAAUUUGAUAUUAAUAUUUAUUUUAUUCGAGUAAUUCCUUGUUUGAAUGUCAAUGCGGCCAGUUAGUACUUAAUUCAGUUGCGAUAAAUUUGAUAUAAUUGAGUCGUAAAUGUGUUACAUAAGAUUAAUACGUAAGUAAUCUCGUACUUAAUAAUAUAAUAAUGUGUAGAAUAAAUAGUUAUAAUUAUGAAUUAGGGCAUAAGUUAAGAAUAUUGUGGCAACACCGCUUGGCCUUUCAAUGUAGUGUUUGUGUGUUAAAAAAUUUGCUCUUAACAUUUAAGAUACUUAAUUUUAAUAAAUUCGACUUUAUUAUUAUAUUGUAUGACUUAAUAUUAUAGUAAUUACAAAUUGAGACAUUUACUAUUCACCUAUUUGCCUUUCUUUCUUUAAUGCAAUAAGAGUGUCGUUUUAAAAACAUUUUUGUGAAAUACAUAAUGGUGUACUAUU